Molecule: messenger RNA, 362 nt
Organism: Symbiodinium sp. CCMP2456
Lineage: Eukaryota; Dinophyceae; Suessiales; Symbiodiniaceae
Source: the annotation of a GenBank genome assembly
GAGCGUUUCAGGCUCUUCCGCAAAGAAAGCUCCAUCCACUGGGAGAUCAGGUUGGUAAGCGAGGAGGAGGAAGAGGAUGCAGAAGAAGAAGAAGAGGAGGAGGAGGAAGAGGAGGAGGAGGAUCUACCCAGCCCGGCUGUCGUGGACGGCACCACAGUCGCCGCCGCCCUGGCGGUUUAUCUUGAGUCGGCCAAGGCGCCUUUUUAUGCCACGAGCAUCAGCAGCUUCUACGCCAAGCAUCCGGGAUACAAGGAGGUCAUCGCCCGCAACGGGGGUCUGCUAAAAUUCUGCGAUGCGCAUAGCGGUCUCCUGGCGUACGCGCGUGCCCGCACGGGGCCGGUCUGCGAGAUCUACCUCCCCCA